This is a messenger RNA of Cladocopium goreaui, 1041 nucleotides long. Lineage: Eukaryota; Dinophyceae; Suessiales; Symbiodiniaceae. The record is from the annotation of a GenBank genome assembly.
AUGGAGGCUGGUAAGCGCGGUAUCAUCGUUGGAGGUUGGGCCGAGCUGUCUGAAGAGUCAGCACCUCUGGAAGUUGCCGAAGAUGGAUCAAUUCAAUGGUCGCUGGGUGGUGACGAUGCUGAGGAUCUGAAGGAAUACAGCAGAAACAACGUCCUCUUCCUCAAGUCCGCUCCGCAUGAGUGGCUCUUCCCACAAUGUGCUUGCUGUGUGCAUCAUGGUGGCAUCGGCACGGCGCAGGCUUCAUUGAGUGCUGGAGUGCCAACCCUGGUCACUCCGGUGUUUGCAGACCAGAAAGACAUCGCGAAGAAGCUGUCCAAAGAUGGGCAUGGUGAGGGGACUGUGCACCUGUCCCAGCUCUCUGCGAAAGAGCUUGGAGCGAAGAUCAAGAGGUGCUGCGAGGAUCCGAAAAUCCUGGAAAACUGCAAGAAGCUCGCAGAGGUCAUGCAGAAGGAGGACGGCACACAAACCGCAAUCGAGUUCAUUGAGAAGUUCAAGAAAGAGGUGGACGAUGGAACCUGGAAGAAAAAGAGGGAUGCUUUGGAACAAAGGCUCAAAGUAGCACACAAUAGGUUCAAAAAGCUGGUGGAGCCCUCACAGAUGUUUGCCAAGUGGAGCAUGGAUCUGGCUGAGAAGUACCCACCCAUGAAGGCCUAUACCAGUGAUCAGAUAGACAAGUACGGCAAGAUGGUGGAGAUUUUCAUGAAGAAGAAGCUUUGGUACGUGAAGUCCUCCGGUGGCUGCCUGGCCCGAAAAGGAGAGGCAUUGAAGUCGGAUGAGUGCGGCCGAUUCAAGGAGUUUGCGGUGCUGGAGGAGAUUGGCGCCAACAAAACUGGCAGCAGACUCCAUGUCAAAAGGUUGAAAGGCAUUGGACCAGAUGAAGGCUGGGUUUCACCCAGCGUGUCCGGCAAAGACAUUGUGGUCAAGGUGGCUUCCCAGCAAGAGAUUGGAAAGAUUACGGCUGACGCCAUUGCGAAGCAAUUCGCAGACAUUACGACAGUGCAACAAAAACAGGAAGAUCAGAAGGUUAAGACCAAAGGCUGA